Filobasidium floriforme is the source of this 2132-nucleotide messenger RNA. RefSeq names its product UEV domain-containing protein. Bases 126 to 1931 code for a protein of 601 amino acids. Gene Ontology annotation, molecular function: ubiquitin binding. The record is from RefSeq and is a predicted model, not a curated record. Gene Ontology annotation, biological process: protein modification process; protein transport; endosome to lysosome transport. NCBI's taxonomy places the organism in Eukaryota, Fungi, Basidiomycota, Tremellomycetes, Filobasidiales, Filobasidiaceae. Gene Ontology annotation, cellular component: ESCRT I complex. The transcript has 6 exons.
GAUCCCGGCGAUAGCUACAUAUACAACCAUCCCGUCAAUAACAACUUCCAUUAUCAUCGUAUAGAUCCUCAACAGCCUCCCUAAUACUAGCACAAGUUACUGGGCAACUCGUCAUACGCCUCGCGAUGACCACCCCGCAGCAACAGCAGGUCGUGAAGCAAUGGCUGGAAAGGGUGUUAUCUCCUUACCCGUCGUCCGACACGCUCUCUAGAGAAGCUUUGGCGGCUCUGGCCAAGUAUCCGACGUUGUCAAUCAAAACCGAUGCAUAUACUUACGACUCGGGUCAGACUCACCUGCUAGUACAACUUCAUGGGACCAUUCCUAUCUCAUACCGAAACCAGACGUACCAUAUCCCCAUAGUCGUCUGGUUCCCCUUGGAAUAUCCCAGAAGACCUCCACUAGCAUACGUCACUCCGACGAGGGAUAUGUCGAUUAGGAAGAGUAAAGAGGUCGAGCCGAGCGGCAAGGUCGGGGGAGACAUGGUCGAAAUGUGGGAGCGGAAGUGGGAGGCACAUUCACUGGCUGCAAUGUUGAGCUGGAUGCAGGACCUCUUUUCAGCCCAGCCUCCUGUUUAUGCUAGACCACCUACGACGCCGAUGACCCCGACCCAGUUCUCUUCCGCUGCUACCCGACCACAAAGUCCCGGACAACCUCCGCCUCGUCCAACACCUCCGGAUCAACCUCGGAUGAACGGAUCGUAUGUCCAACAGAAUGUAAAUGGGAUGGCUUCACCACCUGGUGUCCCGGUGAGACCGCGGCAACUCGUCAUGCCUGGCCUAGGGAGUUAUAGCGAUCCCUCACCAAUUGCAGGAAGGUCCGAGCAACUGCCAGCAUACAAGCCAGGGCCGGCACCACCCCCGAUCCCGGCGUCUCCCCUUCGACAAGGUCCUCCAGCCCACGAUAUUCGCGGUUCCCCAGGGUCUUCGACGCCUCCACCUCGACCAGGACCGCCAACUAUCGCAGGCAGACCCGUCUCGAAUUACGAUACCUAUGACGGGCGGGAUGCGCCGAACAGGAUGCCGUCUGUGAGAUCAGAUACGGGAGUUUCGUAUGGACCUCCUCCAGGUCAGUACCCCCCAGGUCAAGAUCGUCAGGCGCCACCGUCACCACAACAGCAGCAAGGGAUAUAUCAGCAUGUACAAAACCAACAGCCCUCCUAUGCACCCAUCCCAAGCGGAUCACCUCUACCGCCUCAGGGUCAAUCUCACCACUCGUCACGCCAGUCAAGCCUUGCCCCACAACACAGCGGACCGGGAAUGCACUCAAAUACGCCAAACCCCGGUCAGAGCAUGAUACCUCAACAUCAACCUCGAGCCGCUCCUAAACCUCCUAUAACGGAUCUACUGGCAGACGAUUCCAUCGUAGACGAAACACCCUUGUCAAACUCGACCUCGCCCGGCGGACCUGUCCCCGCGCGACCUCUCCCCCCAAGCACGCUGCAUCUGCAUUCGCUCGUCCAUUCUCACCUUUCUUCACGACUCCCACCACUCCUGGAACACCUACAGGGGCAGACAAGACAAUUACUCGGCGUACAGGCCGACUUGUCAUCGGGAGAACCUGCUAUCAGGGACGAGAUGGCACGGCUGGAAGCGGUCCGUGCGGUCUGUAUUGGGGUGGCGGAUAAGAUGGGUGCAGUCGUCAGCGCCGGGGAAGAACGGGUGAGGGAUCUGGAAAGGCGAGGAGAGGUUGCGGUGGACGAGGUUGUGUGUAGUGUCAGCAUCGUACAUAAUCAGUUGAUCGACCUGGUGGCCGAGGACAAUGCCAUCGAGGAUACGAUCUACCAUCUUGCCAGAGCAUUGGACGCGGAACGUAUCGACUUGAACACGUUUCUAAAGCAAACCCGAAAUUUGGCACGGGAACAGUACCAAAAGAGAGCAUUGAUCGAGAAGAUCAGGGAGGAACUGGAAAAGGGUCGGCCGGAGGGUGCGUAGCUGUUCAAUCGGAUGAAGAUGUAGACACUCGGUUGUAUGCUAGAAAAACGAGGAUACCCGAUGAUUGUAGCAUGGAUUCCGCGAUGCUAUACCUUGGCUGUCGGUGCUCUGAUGAGUGACAGGCCUACGAUAGUCCGGGGAACGGACAGCACGAUGUUUCAGGUUUUCGUUCAUAGCCACGUCAUCAUGCAUCAUACGAUU